This is a messenger RNA of Priapulus caudatus, 569 nucleotides long. RefSeq names its product MFS-type transporter SLC18B1-like. The annotation marks the transcript as partial. The record is from RefSeq and is a predicted model, not a curated record. The transcript is spliced from 3 exons. NCBI's taxonomy places the organism in Eukaryota, Metazoa, Priapulida, Priapulimorpha, Priapulimorphida, Priapulidae.
AGAGAGAGAGAGAGAGAGAGAGAGAGAGAGAGAGAGCGCGCGCGCAAGUUUGUGCCGAGGAGCCGGGACCGUCCCAGAAGAUGGGCGUUGAAGACCUAGAGGAUGGCGUGGUUGGUACUCCCCCUAGUGGUAAUUCUCACACACACAGCGGCGAACACACGAGACCAAGGACACGCAGUAAGGGCCCCAGCCACGACCUCGUCGUUGCCAGCUUCGAGGCGAGUCUAAAAAACACGACCAUGUCGAUGCAUCGCCUCACCAGCCUCGAGCGCUAUCACCAUAGCAACCUAAGCAUCGAUGCUAGCGGCUCGUUGCACGUCGUUGCCCCGGGCGACGAGGCAGACGGUCAGAAGGCGGCGGGAGGAUUCUUCGACCUUCCCGCGCGACAGAAGCUGUGCAUCCUCGCCAUCGCCGUCGCUGACUUCUUCUCCGGCACGAGCUACUCGCUCAUAGCGCCCUUCUUCCCCGAGGAGGGGCUGCAGAAGGGAGCAACGAGCACGCAGGUGGGUCUCAUCAUUGGAUGCUUCCAGCUGGUUGGCUUCAUCAUCUCCCCGAUCCUGGGAAAACAC